AUGGACCAAGUGCAACCGCGGACACGCCGGCGGCGCCCGGUAGAUAAGUAUGGCCCGAGGUUCUUCGACAAGACAGAGCACGUACAAGAUAGGGCGGCUGCUAUGAAGGCCACUUUGCACGGGGACGAACGGUCGCAGUCUCAGCCUGCCGGGGGCUUUGAUAGUACCCCUUAUCCCUACGCCCCGCCUGGAUAUACUGUCAAAUUUACCUUUCAUCGUGGCGUCAACCUUCCUUGUGCAGACUUCGGUACCUUCUCUUCGGAUCCUUAUGUUCAUGCUCAAUUACUUGUCGACCUUCCUCAGCGUCACAAACAGGAUCCCAUUAUUUCCUUUCGAACACCUACGGUGCGCAAGAACCGAGAUCCGGUGUGGGAAAAGGACUGGAUUGUGGCCAAUGUUCCGGCAUCUGGCUUUCAGUUGAAAUGUAAUGUUUAUGAUGAAGAUGCAACUGAUCAUGACGAUAAACUUGGCAAUGCCUACGUCGAAGUAGACUCAGUCUAUGAGGAUUGGCCUUCCAUCAAAGAGCAAUCUUUUCGUGUGAAAAAGCGAUUGGGGAGCAAACGAGUAUAUUUGUUUGGCAACAUUGCCGCAUUGGCUUCGCGACGCCUCGAUGUGGCUUCGCAUUUGGUAAUCAGCAUUGAGUGCCUGGGUAAGACACCCGGCGAUGAAGGUGCGCAUAUGUACACCCUCGGUCCGAAUUACUGGUUCAAACAUUUCUCUCCUCUUAUCGGAAGGCUGGCAGGCACCAAGGAUGAGGUUCAGAGUCAGAACGGCCAUAAGACAAUCAGCCGAUAUAACUUCCAAGCAAUCCAGAUACAGCUCAGAGGCCCUGUGCCCGCCGAGCUCUAUCACCGCUAUGUCGAAUUCAAACCCUUCGUAGCGGGAAUGUUCACAUCCCACAGUCUUCGUGGACGAAUUCUCAACCGAGCGCUCCACCAUCAACAUGAGCGUAUCUAUAACUUCGACAAGACAACUCUUACCGGUCAAUUCGCGUCGCCAUGUAUUGAACUUACCCAAAAAUUUCUUGAGUUUGUUCAUUACGCACAGGGUGGGAGGAUCUUCACAUAUGUGAUCACACUUGAUGGACAACUUCGCUUUACGGAAACGGGGAAGGAAUUCGGCAUCGAUCUCUUAAGCAAGCACACCAUGCAUAGCAAUGUAUCGAUUUAUAUCGCGUAUUCUGGGGAGUUCUUUCUUCGCCGACGAAAGCAUCGCCAUCACCGACAAUCCGAUACCCCACAUCCUUCAGAGACGUGCAAUUAUUCCGCGGAUGAGCCACAAAACGACUUGGAGGUUUCUACCGAUCCAGCCGAUUACGAGCUCUUCAUUGAUAAUGAUAGCGGAACAUAUCGUCCAAAUGGAGAUUAUCUUCCUCUCCUCAAACAGUUCAUUUCAUCCAACCUAAUUGGCCUUCAUGUAACUACGCUUGACUGCAAAGAGGACGCCGGCCGAAUGGAAACAUUGAAAAAUGAGCAGCGCGAAUUUAAAAAGCAUGAAGGAAAUCAGAUGAUUUUCCUUCAGCGGAGCCAUAGCUCAUCCCUCUCUUCUCUCUCCAGUUCUGACGAAGAGGACCUGGAUGAACGCAGCGACGCGCCGCGCAAAGCGAGGGGAGACCUGGCUCAGAAGGUACACGAAAUGCGCGACGUCAAAGGCCACUUAAUCAAUUGGGUCCAAGGAGAUGAAUAUGCCGGUUCCAGGUGCAAGGCUGGGGACUCCUCAAAGGAGCAUACAGUUUCACCUGCCGACUAUCCAGGCCCACCUCAGUCCGUUGGGGGGGGGGUUGUCAAUUCAUAG
Molecule: messenger RNA, 1794 nt
Organism: Aspergillus homomorphus CBS 101889
Lineage: Eukaryota; Fungi; Ascomycota; Eurotiomycetes; Eurotiales; Aspergillaceae
Product: C2 domain protein
Exons: 2
Coding region: 1-1794 (597 amino acids)
Biological process (GO): positive regulation of gene expression
Source: RefSeq, a predicted model, not a curated record